CUUUCUCUGAAGUUCUGAACCAUUCGUGCAAAGGAAUCGCUCCCCAUGUCUUCAGUACUUCGUAGCCUCCGGCGCGUCUUCGCCAAACCACCAUCCCGCCCUCGCACAGACCAUCUCGGCGGACAACACGACCUCGGCAAGCUGGUCGCCGAGUUCAAGAAACUCUCCCGGUCCACCCAGUUUCGUCGUAACAACGUCCCGUACGAGAAGACCGUCCAACGCCUCGCGUAUCACCGGCAGUUCGCUUUGAUCGAGGACCUCCUCGAGCACCAGAAGCAGUACGUGGCACGCUCGAGCGACAAGUUCGCGGUCCGCCUGAUCGGCCUCUACGGGAAAGCGGGCAUGUUCGAGCACGCCCGGAAGCUGUUCGACGAAAUGCCUAGCCUAGCACGCGAGCCCUCGCUGGUACACCUUAAUGCCCUUUUGGCCGCCUGUGUUGAUUCCAGGAAGUUCGAUAAGGUCGAGGAGAUUUUCCGCCAGUUGCCGGAGAAACUGUCUCUGGACAUUGAUGUCUGCACUUACAAUGCGGUUAUUAAGGGCUAUUGCCUGAUGGGUGAUCUUGAUUCUGCUCUUUCGUUGCUUGAUGAGAUGGAGAGAAAAGGGAUUGAGCCUAAUUUGAUAUCUUGGAAUACACUGCUUGAGGCUUAUUAUGGGAGUGGCAGGCUAUCGGACGGAGAGAAGAUAUGGGAUUUAAUGGUGAGCAAGGAUGUUACUCCUAGCGUCAGGAGUUACAAUCCGAGACUUCGUGGAAUACUUUUGCAGAACAGAGUUGCGGAUGCUGUUAAGCUGUUAGAUGAAAUGCGGGAUAAGGGAAUUGAGGCUGAUACACACAGCUACAAUGCUUUUAUCAUUCGGUGUUGCCGAAAUGGAGACUUGGAUGGAGCCAAGAAAUGGUAUGGGCGACUGGUGGAGAGUAAAUGCAAUGUUGAUCGGGUGACAGUGUCCGCUCUCUUCCCUUUGCUUUGUGAAAAGGGCGACUAUGAAUUGGCCCAUAGGCUUUGCAUCAAGGCCAUGGAUCAAAAGUUACUUCGUGGAUCAGAUACUCUGCAGAAUGUUGUGGAUCUCUUGGUUAGGGAAUCGAAGGUUGAUCUGGCAACAGAGAUUGUGGAGCAUGGCAAGGCCAAGAAGACACCGUACAAUCUAAAAUUGCCUCAAGCAGCAUGAUGGCUUUUUUUCGCGUUAUGUAACAAUCCACUGUUAUGGUUGCUACUAGUCGGACUUCAUUUCCCUGACGGUCUUUGCUGAACUCAACGGGCGGUAUAUGAUGUCGCGGAUGGCAUUUUAUCAAUCAACUAGGCCAUGAUGAACGAGGGGAAAGCAUCAAAACAGGUUCCUGUUAAUGGAGAAAUGCCUUUUCCAUUCAUUGUUUCCACUGUUUUUGUGGUUGUUGUGGAGUGACAAAUCGGUAUUCACGCUGUUCAUAAGACCCUAGAGUCUUGACUUCCAGGGUUUUGAACUCUUCGGUGUAGCUGUAACUGAAGCAUCAUUAGGUUUUUAAUUCAAAGCAAAGGGAACUAUGAUCUUGUCCUAAUUUGGUUUUGUAUGUGGGGAAGGCAUUGUGUAAUGCAUAGUUUGGGGUUAUCGCACAUCUCGAGUUCCUU
Messenger RNA from Rhodamnia argentea, 1601 nucleotides. Its product is annotated as pentatricopeptide repeat-containing protein At3g13160, mitochondrial-like. The transcript has a single exon. The record is from RefSeq and is a predicted model, not a curated record. Lineage: Eukaryota; Viridiplantae; Streptophyta; Magnoliopsida; Myrtales; Myrtaceae. Gene Ontology annotation, molecular function: protein binding. Bases 46 to 1164 code for a protein of 372 amino acids.